AUGCGGAUCCACCCACACCCCUGCAUCUCUGAGCGCCAGCAGCUAAGCUUCUCAGUCCUGGGCCCGCUCACUCUGGCUGGGGGUCGCCCUGACAAGCCUGCAGCCUGCUCACUCAAGCCGGGGGGUCGCCCUGACAAGCCUGCAGCCCGCUCAGUGGUGAGAAGGGACUUGCCGUCCCUCUGCUCCUCUGUCUGUGCAUCAGGGCUCGAAGGUCCCCUGGACAGCGCAGCGGCCGCAGCGCUGGGCAGCCUGCCCCGAGCGGCUGACCCCGCAGCGGCUGCCGGGAAGCCGCCCUGGCGCUGUCCUCCCGCGGCCCCGCAGGGCCCAGCAGGGCGCUGCUCUGGCCUUCGCCCUCGCCCUGAGCACUGCCCGCCGCGCUCCACGACGCUGCUCUCUGUGGUGUCCCAGACUGUCCUGUCGGCUGGGGGUCUCCGCAUCCGAAUCUGGUUCGGGCCCGUGUGCAGCCUCGGCCUUUCUGUGGAGUCAGCCACGGGCUCUCCCAUCAACCACACGACCUUCCAGACCCCGGUGGGGGGCCAAGUAGCCAACAUCCACCGGGCCUGUGUCUACUCCUGCCGCCCCGGCUCCCUGCCUGGGGAGAGAGCCGGCUGCAGGCCAGGAGCGGGCCCGCCCGCCCGCGGCUCCGGCUGUCCCGACCCCGGGGAGCUCAGCGGCGGGUGGGGGGAGUUCGAAGGCUUCCAGGAAUCUGCAGCCAGAGCCCAGCAAUUCUCUCUGGCCCUUGAACUCCUGGCGAGACCCACAGAACCUCAGCCACCGAGAACCUCUUCCAGUUCUCACCAGCUGCACCGGGGUGGACCCUGGGCGGCAGGAAGUGCUGCCCGCCCAUCUGCAGAGCCCAUUCUCAGUUAUGAGAAUGUUUUUAGGUCUGCUUUUCAAGAAGUCCCAGUGGAGCAGGCAACGGAAGACAUUUCUACCUUAGACCAUUUCUUAGGAAAAAACAGUGAAGAGAAUCCUGACCUCACAUCUGUGCACAAACUGUGCUGCGAUUCAAGGAGACUCUGGAGAGCUCUUCAGAGCUCCAUCUCCAUGUCCGCCUCCCAGUGCCUGUGGAGGGGCUCCCGCUGCCAGGAGAAUCUCCUCCUCCUCCUCGGCAUAGAUGCUGCUCAGAGUCUUUCUGGAGGCCAGGGUCCCAUUCUAGACGGCUCAGACGUGAGUGAGCCUGAAGACAGGCUGGCGGGCAGCACCUUCCAGCCGCAGCCCUGCAAAGCCCUGAUCCAGACCAAGCUCUCAGGGACAGCAGGACGCAGACGGGGAAGUCUCAUCACCUACAGCUUGUUUCUGAAGACGCCCCCCUCAGGGACAAGCAGCACCCCACAGUGCCACAGAAGAUUUUCUCUCCACGCAACUUGAAAGUGGCGUUCUUUAAUAGUGACAUCUGCUGUAACGGAGCACUUUUUAUCUUUAUGAAGCUUUUUACAUUUUCUUACUGGCUUGGUUUGGUACUAGAAAUCAAGAACUGUUUUGUGGAGCUGCUUCCCAAAUUCACACGUCUCCUUGGACCUGUCAUAGUCCACCCAGACUGAUAAGGGUGUGUGGGAGGUAUGCCUUUCGGAGAGCCAGUCCACAAGCAGAGGGGCAGGGCUCUGUGGCGCACUGCACACUGCAG
This is a messenger RNA of Dipodomys ordii (Ord's kangaroo rat), 1627 nucleotides long. It is a transcript of the gene Clba1, whose product is annotated as chromosome unknown open reading frame, human C14orf79. The record is from RefSeq and is a predicted model, not a curated record. Bases 1 to 1371 code for a protein of 456 amino acids. The transcript has 11 exons. Gene Ontology annotation, cellular component: trans-Golgi network membrane; AP-1 adaptor complex. Gene Ontology annotation, biological process: intracellular transport. NCBI's taxonomy places the organism in Eukaryota, Metazoa, Chordata, Mammalia, Rodentia, Heteromyidae. Gene Ontology annotation, molecular function: clathrin binding.